GCGAGCGUUCUUGGAAUGGGAGUGUUUGUAUCGUAACAUCGCGGCAGUUUCUUGUGUACGGUGGGCGAAAACUCUACCUUUAAUGUGACGGUACUUCCUUCCUUCCCUCCCUAUGCGGUUCGUAUGCAUCCCUGCUUUACUCGUCUGCACAGUCGUGUGUUUACUGAUUUCUGUCUGACUGAGCUUGAUGGGCAGCUGGGUGAAAUGCCAAGCAGGCCGUAAGCGAUGGCGAAGUGAUCGUAGGGAGACAUGAAUAAGCCCAAAAUGACUACCGAAAAAGGAGUUCCCAGUAACUCGCGGGUCGUCAUGCUCCUGGGCCAGCUGGAGAGGAUGAAUGGGGAGGCUGUGCCGGGUGAUGCCGAGAUGGCUCGACACGUCACUGGCAAAAUCCUCCACCUCAUCCAGACGCAAGAGAAGACCAAGAAGGAGAUGACGGCCAAGGGUUCGAGUGGCAUGGAGGUGAUCUUGGCCGCCCUGGAGCAGAACAUGCAGGACCUCCAGACUGUACUGAACAUCCUGUGUAUCCUAAAUGAACUGGUCUCCGUAGGCGGGGGCAACAGGGUGGGAGUGCUGGUGUCCAAGGGGGGGACGGCCAUCCUGCUUCAGCUGCUGCUCAGUGCCAGUAAGGAUGUCCCUCCCAGCGAGGAACUCAUGCUGCAGCUUCACUCCAUCCUCGCCAAGGUGGGACCCAAAGACAAGAAGUUUGGCGUCAAGGCGCGAGUGAACGGAGCCCUCAACAUCACCGUGAACCUCCUGAAGCAGAACUUACAGAACCAAAAACUCCUCCUGCCUUGUUUACAGGUUCUCAGGGUCUACUCCAGCAACACGGUGAACGCAGUGUCUCUUGGGAAAAACGGUGUUGUGGAGCUUCUGUUUAAAAUAAUUGGGCCAUACAGUAAGAAGAACACCAGCAUUCAGAAGGUGGUGCUGGACACAUUGACAGUACUGCUGAAAUCCAAAGCCAACUCCCGCCGCGCUGUGGACCGGACCUAUGUUCCUGCCCUGCUGACCAUCUACCAGGACUGGCACCGUAACGACACAAGGCACAGGCAUGCCCACAUCCGCAAGGGCAUCUUGGGAUGCAUCCGGAAUGUCACCAACAUCAAGCUGGGCCGGAAGGCCUUCCUCGACGCUGACGGGAUGAGGAUUCUCUACAGCACAUCCACCGAGUGCCUUCCCGUGCGGACGCUGGAUCCCCUCGUCAACACCUCCAGCCUUAUCAUGCGCAAGUGCUUCCCGAAGAAUCGACUGCCCGUGCCCACCAUCAAGAGCGUCUUCCAGUACCGGUUGCCCCAUGUACCCGCUGAGGGGCCCGUGGCCCAGCUGUACCGGCAGCCACCCGAAGUGGAUGACGUCGUCGAUGAGAGCGAUGACAAUGAUGACGCCGACACUGAGAAUGACACGGAGAACGAAGAGGAUGACAGGGAUUGCUGUUUGCAGAACGACGACAUCGAGACAGACCUUAACAAGCUGCGGCCUGGGGAACAGGCCAGCCGGACCAUGGAGGAGCUGCGGAUGUACGAGCGCUUCUUCUCUGAGCUUUCGGAGGACUUUCAGGGGUAUCACUUUCACGGCAGCAGCCCAUGUCAGACACCAUCGCUGCCGUCGAAGUCCCUCAGCCGCAUUGUGGUCCCUACUGCACCAGAUAUGACACCCUCGGAUUCAAAUCUGGUCCAGUUGGAGUGUGCGGACAGGGCCCUCGACCAGCGCCCGGGGGAGGGAUUGGAGCAGGCGUUGGUGCGCGAGCUGGGCCGCGUGGCUCUUGACGGAGGUGCGGCCCCGAAUGGGCAAAGGCCUGCGGCAGAGAGUGAGGUGGAACGCGAGGAUGACUGCAGCUCGCACUCGUCCGGGGACCAGGCUGUCCUGGAGGUGCCUGACACGGCCGCCCUGCUGCCCCUUCAUGACCCCGAGCUCUAUGUCGAGAUGGUGAAGGACACCAGGUCCGUCCCCCAGUACUCCGAGGUGGCCUACCCAGACUACUUUGGGCACAUCGCCCCCACGUACCGAGAGCACAUCGUGGAGAGACUCUACGGGGUCCAGAGGUCAAAAAUCUUCCAAGACAUCGAGAGGAUGAUUCACCCCAACGACAUCCUGGACAAAGUGGUGUAUGAUUUGGAUUUGCAGAGCUGUCCUGUGGUUGAUGAUGGAGAAUGUCUGAAAUUCAACUCCCUGUUUGAGUCUGGGAACCUGAGGAAGGCUGUCCAAGUCAGGAAGUUUGAGUAUGACCUCAUCCUGAACUCGGAUAUCAACAGCAACCAUUACCACCAGUGGUUUUACUUCGAGGUGAGCAGCAUGCGUGCUGGCACCCCGUAUCGGUUCAACAUCAUCAACUGCGAGAAGUCCAACAGCCAAUUUAAUUACGGCAUGCAGGUGCUGAUGUACUCUGUCCGGGAAGCCAUCAAUGGACGGCCAUGCUGGGUUCGCACAGGGACAGACAUCUGCUACUACAAGAACCACUUCUCCCGGAGCUCCAUUGCAGCAGGGGGCCAGAAGGGCAAGUCCUACUACACCAUGACCUUCACUGUGACCUUUCAGCACAAGGACGACGUCUGCUACUUUGCCUACCACUACCCCUACACCUACUCCACCCUCAAAAUGCACCUGCAGAAGCUGGAGGCAUUGAGGACCCCCCAGAUCUACCUACGGCAGGACGUCCUGUGCGAGACUCUGGGCGGGAACAGCUGCCCCCUCCUCACCAUCACCGCCAUGCCUCAGUCCACCAGCAACGACCAGAUCUGCCAGUUCAGGAACCGGCCGUACGUGUUCCUGACAGCGAGGGUCCACCCCGGCGAGACCAAUGCCAGCUGGGUGAUGAAGGGCACACUGGAGUUCCUGAUGGGCACUGGCCCUGUGGCCCAGAGCCUCAGAGAGGCCUACAUUUUCAAGAUCGUCCCCAUGCUCAACCCGGACGGCGUGGUCAACGGGAACCACCGGUGUUCUCUCAGUGGGGAGGACCUGAACCGCCAGUGGCAGAGGCCCAACCCUGACCUGCAUCCCACCAUCUUCCACGCCAAGGGCCUGCUGCAGUACCUGUCUGCUCUCCAGAGGGUGCCGCUGGUUUACUGUGAUUACCACGGUCACUCUCGGAAGAAGAACGUUUUCAUGUAUGGCUGCAGCAUCAAGGAGACCGUGUGGCAGACGGACGUGAACGCCACAUCUUCUGACCUGCACGAAGACCUGGGCUACAGGACCCUGCCGAAGAUCCUGAGCCAGAUCGCACCCGCCUUCAGUAUGGCCAGCUGCAGCUUCGUGGUGGAGAAAUCCAAGGAGUCAACGGCACGUGUGGUGGUGUGGCGUGAGAUCGGCGUUCAGAAGAGCUACACCAUGGAGAGCACACUGUGUGGCUGCGACCAGGGCAAGUACAAGGGCCUCCAGAUCGGCACCCGGGAGCUAGAGGAGAUGGGAGCCCAGUUCUGCGUGGCGCUGCUGAGGCUGAAGAGGCUCUCGUCCCCCCUGGAGGUCCGGCACGCCUCCCAUUUCCUGGAGGCGGAGGGUGACCUGAUCGAGACCAGCUGCAGGAACACCAGAGCGGGUGCUGGCUGCUGUACACCCACUUGGGCACUGAGGGGGCGGAGAUCCGCUGACUUCUCCAGAGGGACCCCACGCCCACCCAGCAGUCAGAGUUCCACCACCUAUGUGCUGAAGGAGGACGAACCGUCCUUCAUGGAGGAGGUGGACUACAGCGCUGAGAGCGACGAGGAGACCGACCCUCAGGAGAACCCUGGCGACGAGGAGCACCUCUCGGACUCGGAGGCUGUACAGCAGCACCCAUUCACAUGAAUGUCUGGAAGCUACUCUCCCUCCGUCCCAUCCCCGGGCUUGUGGGGGGGUGUCUGUGCUCCUGCACCGGGCGCGGGGUGGGGGGCGGGGGAGGGCGCUUUCCACGCUCCCCCCUGGUUCACAGCAUCCCUUCUGGUGCAUCUCAGAUUGUAUCGUUUCCACGUCGGCCUUCUCUCUCCCUUCCAAAUGGUGUUUAGGGAUGGCCCAUUACUGGUGCAUUAUGGGAUGUAGUACCAGUAAUUGAUCUGCCUUCUCUCUCUUUCUUUUCUAAUACAGUUUAUGCAGAAGGAUAACAUGUUUACACACCUCAGAAUACAGACCUAAGAAUCAGAAGACAACCCUCUGUGCAAAGAAGGUACUCAGUGGGAAAAUGGUUACACGUCCUGAUUAUAUGUUUUUCUCUGGCAAAAGUAUUGCUGAAUAAAUAGCAGGCAGUUGCCAUAAUAAUUACGGUUACCCAUUACAGUAUAUCUGCUUAUUCACUCCAGAGUAUAUCACGUGCUCAAUAUUAAUGCUAACUGGGUAAUUGAUAAAAAUCUGUGACUUCAGUGGUGCGUCUUACCAGAUAGCUGUUUUGUUUUAGCAGUAGAUGUAUUUUGGCUGUCUAUGUACAGUGAGUGCAUGACUAUAUAAUGUCCCUAAUUUAUUCCAUUUUAUUUGUGGGGAAAAGGAAAGCCUAUGUUUAGCUCCUGGAGGUGUGUUUGUGCCAUUUGUGAAUGAAGUUGUGUGAUAUACAGACAUGCACAGCUUUAUUCUGUAGCAUUAAAAGCUUUAUAUUAUCACAGGAGGACAAGUAAGUCAAACUUUUUACUUGAUUGUAACUGCACCAUGCUGAAGUGUGCAAAGAACCAUGAGAAAUAAACGCAAAAGCCCCCUUAUAUGGCACAAUGA
Paramormyrops kingsleyae is the source of this 4671-nucleotide messenger RNA. NCBI's taxonomy places the organism in Eukaryota, Metazoa, Chordata, Actinopteri, Osteoglossiformes, Mormyridae. The record is from RefSeq and is a predicted model, not a curated record.